Danio rerio (zebrafish) is the source of this 6049-nucleotide messenger RNA. RefSeq names its product insulin-like growth factor binding protein 5b (gene igfbp5b). The record is from RefSeq and is marked provisional. Gene Ontology annotation, molecular function: insulin-like growth factor binding. Gene Ontology annotation, cellular component: extracellular region. Lineage: Eukaryota; Metazoa; Chordata; Actinopteri; Cypriniformes; Danionidae.
UCAGUCUGCUCAGAAAACUUCUAGAGGGGAAAGUGUUUUGGAAUCGGAAAGUCCAGAAUUUCAGUGCGCAACAACUUGUGCACAAACUGGACUACUGGAGAAUACUCAAGUGAAUCUUUUUUAAUAUAUUUAUAUUAAAAAAUCCACAGGAUUCUUUCAUCAUCAUUAUCAUCAUCAACGUUAUCAUCAUCAUACUUUUUUUAAAGAGACUAUUUUUAUUUUCUCGUUUUUAAAACCCCAACCUGUGUUUUCACUUUGCAUGCGGACUUUAACUCGAAUCUGAGCCAGACGUCCAUGCGCCCUCAUAUCUAGUUCUUGCUUCUUUUUAAUUUCCAUCGGACCUCAUUCACAUUGACACGAAGUAUGGCUCUUCUUGUGCUGGGUACAUUUCUGACGGUGUUGUCCGUCAGCGGAGGCUCUUUUGUACCGUGCGAGCCGUGCGAUCAGAAGGCGCUCUCCAUGUGUCCUCCGGUCCCGGUGGGCUGUCAGCUAGUGAAGGAGCCCGGCUGCGGCUGCUGCUAUACUUGCGCUCUGGCGGAGGGGCAGGCGUGCGGGGUGUACACCGGUACAUGCACACACGGGCUGCGCUGCCUGCCGCGCAACGGCGAGGAGAAGCCGCUUCACGCCCUGCUGCACGGCAGGGGAGUGUGUACGAACGAGAAGGGAUACAAACCACCGCACCCACCCAUUGAUCGUGAAUCAAUAGAGCAUGAUGAUACAGUGAAGCCAGACACGACUGAAGACCAGAUUCCUAAAAUUCCCCUUUACCCCAAACCAGACGUAAUCAACAGCAAGAAGCAGGCUGCCUUGUUUAAGGACAAGAAGAAACAACAGGAGAAGCUUCGGUCAGUGGGGUCGUUGGACUACUCUCCCCUUCCCAUCGACAAGCACGAGCCUGAAUUUGGUCCGUGCAGAAGGAAGCUGGACGGAAUCAUUCAAAGUAUGAAAGACACCUCGCGCGUCAUGGCUCUUUCUCUCUACCUGCCUAACUGUGACAGGAAGGGGUUCUUCAAGCGCAAACAGUGCAAGCCUUCCCGUGGCCGGAAACGAGGAAUCUGCUGGUGCGUGGACAAAUACGGCGUGCAGCUGCCCGGCACCGACUACAGUGGCGGUAACAUCCAGUGCAAGGAUUUGGAGAACAGCAACAACAACAACGAGUGAGAAUCAACCCACCCUGAUCACCAGACCUAGGGCCCACCUCCUUGUCCUGUCCCACCAAGUCUACCCGCCAGUCACUUUGAGAUUCUGAUGCAAAACGACAAAGAAUUACAACAGCUAUUACAAAUAUGAACAAUCAGACUAAAAAUAACAACAAAGUGAGAUAACAGGAAUCGUUUUAAGAGAGCGCUCAGCUCUAUCUCACUGGACUCAGCCAAUCAGAGGAGCCCCCUACUACAGCUGAGUCCCAGCAACAACAAAAAGAAAUUAUCAAAAAAAUAUAUACGUACAAUUAUAUAUUUUUAUAGAAGCUGGAGUUUGAGCACCAUACUGUUUUUGUUUAAAGUUAACAUAAAACAACAAAAAAAUACAAAAAUAUAUAUAUAAAGAAUAUAUGGCAUGUUGAAUAUUAACAGGGCUAUCUUGGUCUUUUACAUCUUUUGCUGUCAAGGUAUCAAAGGAGAUAGCAGGAACUCUUACUAUUGGGGAAAAAAAAAAACUCAAAUAAAAAGGAAAACCCAUGAUAGAGAUCUGCUGAUACGGUCAUCUCUAUCUGGCUUUUUUGUCGGUCCUGUCAGAGCACUUAUUCAUUGGGGAACCUGCUUGGAAAUGUGUAACUUCACCAAGUUCAGUGUAUGCGUGUGUGCACACAUGUGAGCAAUGAAAUACGGUGAUAGCUUUCUAAAUACGUUUUGUUUUCUAUUUUAUAAUUUUUUUUGUCAUAUCCCUCCCUGAAGGUAGUGAAAACCAGGAUCCCAUUAGACAAAUCUGUUUCAGUGGCUCCAGACUUUGUAGCUUACCUAACAUGCCAACCGUGCCUAUGUAAACAGACGCUGCCAUGCAGAGUUACACGGGUGAGCCGGACGGUCCUGAAAGAGAAAAACGUCCACACAGAAGCCUAAAAAAAACCCGAAAAGGCCAUUCUGGAAUAGUUUUCGUAUCAGAUAUUAUGGGCUGGGUUUAAAAAGAAUGAAUAAAUAAAUAAGACAGAUGCUGUUACCCUAAAACGCUCCCAGCAUUUGCGUUUAAACUUUGACGGACGUUCACUGACGUCUCUCUGUCUAUAAUGUUUCUUUUUUUUUUUUUAAAUAGCCUUUAUGUUAUGUGCUGUUUCCUUUGAUUCAUGGAGGUAAUGACAGUCAUCUUAUGAGCCAUGUUCCUCGACCAUGCGGUUUCACUGUUACUGGUGUAACCUUGGUUUGUUACCUUUAACUCUAGAUUAUUGAAUGUGUUUUGUUUUUACUUUCUUUAUUUUUUUGUUGUUUGCUUAUUCUUAACAAGCAACCACAAGCGAUCAGGUGCUCAGCAGAGGAGUGUCAGCAUUAUCAAUUUGCAUAUUUCCAUCUGGCCUGUCGCAGUGACGACUAGCUCAUUUGAAUGCAGGUCAGACCACUCUGUAAGCUCCGCCCACUUUGAUUGUUCACCAAUAGCUCUUUUGGUUAGCACCAUGACACGUUUCAUUUGCGUUUCUGGAUUUGACGAAUCACGAGGACGGAAACAGAAAGUGCAUUUCACUACAGCGUCAUUCAGUGUGAGUUUCUGUGUGCGAGUCUCAGUGCCUUCCUACAUGCAAAUACAUUUGAAUGGUGACGUGAACGUUACACAAUAGCCAAGGGGAAUGAAACAACCUUUUUAUAUAUAUAUAUAUAUAUAUAUAUAUGUUGACGAAGGACCUCAAAUGCGUUCAAAUACAGCAUCAGAUCAGACAAAAUCCGUUACACUACAUUGUAUGUCAAGCAGCUAUCAGAGGCUCCCGAAGCUACGAUUGGGAGAGACCGUAGUCCAGCUAGCGCUAGCUCAUUUACUGUUAUUUCUCUUAUGAAUAAGCUGAUUGAUUUGACAGAGACUGCAAAUGUGUGUAAAUUGCUGAUGAGAGUAUUUUCGAUCAAGCUAUACAUCACACGGGGAUACUCACCGGCUGGCUCUUGAAGAGCGAGUGAAGCCAUUCCCUGCCACAAUGGGUCCGUCCGGAUCUUAUUUUUCAGGGCCCGAAUGAUCAUCGUUUCACUGCUGGGAGGGGGCUGUAAAAGUAGUCACCACAUAAUCUCUUCAGAUCUCCAUCUCAAAUACCUAUCAUAACCAGGCCCAGAUGGAAUCUGUCUAUCUGUAUUCACUUUUUUUUUAUUUCAAAUGUUUUUAUUUGUAGCUGAAAGCACAAUUAAAUUAGCCGGCGAAUGAUGUGAUGGAAUUUGAAUGCCAGGCGUUCCUAUUCCACGUGCAAAGAUUCCGUCUGGGCCUGACUGGAGUAGAACCACAGGUCUGAAGAAUGUAUCCAAUGCAAAUGCAAUUGGCUCUCGAAUGGAAGGUGAUGAGAAUGAGAGUGAAAGAGAAAGUUAACCAGACUUUUCGCAUGUGUCUUGAGUACGUUUUGGAGGUGUAUUCACCUCUGUUAUUGCACAAUUAGCCAAGUAGGUGACAUGCAUCACUGCUCGGUGUAAAUCAGUAAUCAGCAUUAUCCAGGUCCUGAUCCGUGCUGAAAGCCCCCUCCCCCAUUUUCUUUUUUUUUUUUUUUGAAAAAGCAGCUUGCACUUAAUUCCUUACCUUGCCACGUGUUUAGUGCCGUCUCGAAGUGAAUCUCAGUUCAGGUAUAGGAGCAGGAGCAGGCCUCGGACAGAUACCCUGCCUGAGUACCUUUGACAGGGGCUUCACAGCCCAAGCCUGAGACCCGCAUCAUCAUUCAGUGGGUUUACCAGUGUAACACAACCAAUCACAGUCUAUUCUCCAUCUACUCUUAAUAGGCUUUGCGUCUCAGUGAUAUCCGGGAAGAAGGAGAGCGGGUGAGAGCCUCAAGCGGUGAUCUUGUGCUGGGCCUCCCUUCACAACACACAACACACACUGCAGAAAGCCCAAUCAGUGUUUUUGUAUUGUUUUCCAGGAUGAUUACUGUUAAGUAAAAGUAGUUUAAUUCACUGCAACGGCAGUUGUUGUCAGAACAGAGAGUGCUCAGCGUAAAUAAGUACACCCCACACAAAUCUAUUUUUUAAGUUCAUAUCUUUAAUAGGAAACAAUGCAAUAUUAUAUUUGUGCAUAUACAUUAGAUUAGUCAGUAUUGAAGACAAAUCAGGAGCUUAUCUAACAAAAAAAUAACUAAUGAUAACGGCCCAAAAACGAGUACAGCCAAAUGUAUAUGUCAUACAAAAAUAUUAAAUACAAAUUUAAAAAAAAAAAGAGGAAAAAUCAAGAAGCAAAAAAAUUUAAAAUUUAGUUGAAAUGUUGUAGGUUGUAAUAUUUUUUGCAAUAUUUUGCUAGAAUUUAAUUGUAUUAUCUUUCAAUUUCUAAAUAUGUUUGGUGAAUAAAAUAUUAUUUUAAUAAAUGUAUCAGUUUAAUAAAUCUGUUUUAUCUAAAUGCACCAAGUUAUAUUGCCUAUAGUCACUGAGAAAUUAAUAAAAAUAUUCAUUUUCAAAACGGGGUGUACUCAAUUACGCUGAGCACUGUAUCUUGAAUUGUGCAACUUUAAAAAAAGAAAUGGGAUAACAUAGCCAGAAAAUGUUCUAAAUUGACUUUUUUUCUCUUUGAGAACACCAAUGUCAGAGCUAUUCUUAUAAAAGAUGCACAAUAGUCAUGCAACUCGUCCAUUGCUGUAUAAAAGCUUUGUGUAAGGACUACAAUGUCCCUUUGUGAUAACAUAUUAGGUUGACACAAUUUUUUUUUAAUUCCUUUCUUCUGAUGAACACAACAUGACAUAUUUUGUAGAAAGCUGCAAAGCUGUAACCCUUGUAAGAAUAUAUUUUGAAGAACCAUUAACUUCCAUAGUAGAAAGAACACAUAAUAUGAAGGAUUAUGUGUUCUUUCUACUAUGGAAGUCAACGGUUACAUUCUUCAAAAUAACUUCUUUUAUGUUUAACAGAAAAGAAGGUUUGGAAUCACUUGAUAAACAAAAAACAAACAAACAAACAAAAAGAUAGGUUAUUUAGUUUGUUAAAGCAUUUUCAUGCUAGCAGAAUCUGAUUCACUAAUAGGUUUUUGGGGUAACAGUUCUUCUUUGGCAAAAUAGUUCUUCAAAAUCUUUGAAUUUUAAGGUUGCAAUUCAAGACAUGUUCUUAGAAAACAAGUGUUUUAUCUGGAAUUGCUUUGCUUAUCAAGUCAAAUGAUUUUGACUUGAAACGUCUUGAUAUUUUUACUGGAAAACCAGACAAAAAUACACAUUUUUGCAGUGCUUCACACUUCACGGUAGAUUUUUUUAGAUGGACAGUGUCGGAAUCUGAUAAGCAAGUACACAGCGGCUGUGAUCAGAAAUCAAAAGUGUUUUUCUGAAAACCCUGAAUGUUCUAAGACGAUGCACUAUGGCUGAAAAAAACAUUUCACCUUGUUUCCCCAAGUUGUAGAAUUGAUCUGGGUGUCAUUUGAGAACCGAAAUGUGAUUUUGAUCCGUUGGGAUUUGUAAUUAGAGAUAAAAGACUAUCAAUGGCCAGGACGCAGCAUGUCGCUUUCGUGCUUAUCUGCUUUCAUCAGAUUCCGAAAUCUCAUAUUGGGUAGACAGCAGUGUUCAUAACUCACGUUACAGUAGAAACGACAGGUUUUUUUGUUUCUUUCUCUGAAUGCAUAACAGUUUUCUCUCUGUUUUCUUGAUUGUUUUUCUUUGAUUUUGUGGAUGAGAAAAGACUUGAUGAUUGACCACCUAAAUGUGGCUUAAACUGGCAUGUGAAAAAGACCCAUUAGUGGCUGGAGGACUCUAAAAAUGUUCAGCAUUUGGAACUCUUAUUAAAAACCAAUAAAACGAAAAAAAAAAUCUCAAAUUAUUAAGAAAGUGAAUAUCACUGUGUAAUAUUUAUUCAACUUGUAAUUUAUGUACUCUUUUAACCUUUGUCCUUUUUUUUGUUAUGACAAAGCAUUUAUUUAAAUAAAGUUAUGUAUUCAUUUAAGCUUGUGCAAUAAAUUUAUUUGUACAUGA